GGAGGGAACUUUCAACACGUGACUACGUGAUGACGUAUAAAGCCGGUGCCGCUUAAGUGAAGUGACCUUCCUUACGUCAGCCACCAGUAACCGCUUGUCGGCUGAGAGGAACAACUUGUACCUACACCCACGAGGUUUUGAGCCGGUAUAGUUUAACCCAAAGCUGAUUAUGGGUGACGCUGAGAAAGGAAAGAAGGUUUUCGUCCAGAAGUGUGCUCAGUGUCACACCGUCGAGCAGGGAGGCAAGCACAAGGUGGGCCCUAACCUCUGGGGUCUGAUGGGGCGUAAGACGGGACAAGCAGCGGGCUUCUCCUACACAGAUGCCAACAAGAGUAAAGGCAUCAUAUGGGGCGAGGACACCCUGAUGGAGUACCUGGAAAACCCCAAGAAGUACAUUCCUGGGACCAAAAUGAUCUUCGCUGGUAUCAAAAAGAAGGGAGAGCGCCAGGACCUGAUUGCUUACCUCAAGUCAGCCACAUCGUGAAAAAAAAAGAGGCAAUCAUCAAAUAAUGGUCUUUUUGUGGUUAUUUUCUCGUCAUUCAUGUUCAAUAGGGUUUUAUGUUUAGUCACCUGUGCAGAAGGUUUGUUUGGCAUGGGGGGGGUCAGCUUUUCAUGCCAAGGAUCAUUUGCCCUAAUUAAAAUGGCACAAGUGACAAAACAUAAAACUAAUGCACUUCCUUUAUUUUUGGAAUCUGUCCUAACAAAUGCUAUUCACAUAGUUUUUAAGUGCUGACCUCAUUUAUUCUGUUCUUCUCGACAACGUUUGACUCUUAACAUGAAACCUAUGAAAUGAAUCGAGUGGAGAUGUUGAUAUCUAGUGCUGAAUUUCAGUUUGCUACCCAGUGUUCAGAUGGAGUCUGAAGGAAACGCUCCACUUAAUUUAAACAACCUUGGAUCUGCACCGACUGAAUCUGGACAAUACCACCCGAAGAGCCCAUCAUGAGCUCUUGUUUUAAAGCCCGUCUCAGAUUACGUUUCAGAAAGGUCAUGCCAACAAUGACACAAAGUGAUCUGCCAUUUCACAGCUAAGAAAUGUGGAGUAUUUAAUAUUUAUUGCUGCCUUUAAAACCACCAAACACACUGAGGUGGACUGAAAUAAAUGGCAUACAGUCAUUAUGUCUAACAGUCUACUGAAAAUAGUGGUGCCAUCUGGACUUCACCUGGUUUCACAGGUUUGAAAACGGUUUUAUUUAUUUUACUGGUAACUGUUUUAAAGACAAUGACUUGGUAGCUUUGUUUUCUGGUUGUGGACAGAACGGUUAAAGGAUCAAUAAAAGGAAAACUUCAAAAGUCAAA
Nothobranchius furzeri (turquoise killifish) is the source of this 1296-nucleotide messenger RNA. Its product is annotated as cytochrome c. Gene Ontology annotation, molecular function: electron transfer activity; heme binding. NCBI's taxonomy places the organism in Eukaryota, Metazoa, Chordata, Actinopteri, Cyprinodontiformes, Nothobranchiidae. The record is from RefSeq and is a predicted model, not a curated record. Gene Ontology annotation, cellular component: mitochondrial intermembrane space. Gene Ontology annotation, biological process: mitochondrial electron transport, cytochrome c to oxygen; mitochondrial electron transport, ubiquinol to cytochrome c.